AUGACUAAUGAUCUGGUGGCUGCUAUCUCCUCUGUUACUUUGAACGCAGGUACUGAAGACUAUUGGCGUUGGAAGGCUACAAAAGAGGGCUCAUUCUCUUCUAAGUCAGCUUAUGGUUUAAUCAAAAGCUCAAGGAUCCCGGGUUCACAAGUGAGCUUAGACAAAGAGACGAUGGAACAAGUGUGGGACACACCGGCCCCACAGAAAGCAAGAUUAGUCACCUGGAGAAUCCUGAGGAAAAGACUCCCAACGUGCGACAACCUUAGAAGAAGGAACAUCCACCUCGGAGAAGAAGAGAGCAUGUGUAAUGCAUGUUGCCAUAAAGCCGAGACUAUUAAUCACUUGUUCCUGGAAUGCCCGAAGACGACGGCGCUCUGGAAUGGUAUUUUGAACUGGCUGGGGAUCAAUGGCCCUUGGCCAAGUGAUGUCGAAGAACACUUCAAAGCUUUCGUCAACAUGGGGAAGUCUAAGAGCCGAAAAUUUCUUGCAGCACUUUGGAUGUGCGUUAUCUGGAUACUGUGGAAGAGCCGGAAUGAUAGCCGAUUCGAGGGGAAACCAUGGGAUAUUCAGAGUGUGUUACGCGAUAUCAAAGUUAGACUGUGGAGUUGGAACAAGAUUUUUAACCUUUCCAAUCACGAGCUCAGUUUUUCCGCUUGGAUGACUGAGAAGAUGGCUAGAGGAAGCAGUGACGGGCACAGUGGUAGACGAGGGCGCGGUGAUGGUAGAGGGCGAUCAUCAUCCACAGGGGCAUCAUCACAGGCGUCUGAUGGGGGCAUUCGUGAUUCAGUUGCCCAGAUACAUUUGGCUGGAGGUAGUGGAUCUGCUCCGACAUCAUCAGAAGAUACCGUGCCCAGCAGCCACUCGAGCACGGGUCGGAUUAUGUUGACCAUUACACCUCAGGGGUAA
Messenger RNA from Salvia miltiorrhiza (redroot sage), 906 nucleotides. RefSeq lists its product as uncharacterized. Lineage: Eukaryota; Viridiplantae; Streptophyta; Magnoliopsida; Lamiales; Lamiaceae. The record is from RefSeq and is a predicted model, not a curated record. The coding region runs from base 1 to 906 and encodes 301 amino acids. The transcript is spliced from 2 exons.